AUGUCCGACUUCCAAGCACUGAAACUCGAAAACCUAAUUGCUUAUCAUAAAGUACCAACCGAACAAUUCGUCCCGUCCGGAUUCAUGACUACAACGAAUUCAAUGAGCGAGAUUAGACAACGUGGACCGAGUUCAUGCUCCAAUAUCAUGUCUUCGACGAAGAGUCAGGUCAAAACGUGCAGAUUAGCCACAUACUCGGAGUUCCCGGAGAAAGAAGCAAACUCGUAUAACUAUAAAGUAACCACCGACCAUGACGCUGGGACAUCAUUAAAAAUCAUGCCAGCUACUGCUGCCACGUAUGGCUCCGCGGAGCACCAUUCCCAAUUCGAGCAGUUAUUGAAUGUAGCCAAGGUUUGGCAACUCGCUCUGAGCUGGAGCACUGACCGCGUGCAUGCCUGCAUGCCAUUCCCCGUGGGUCAGUUACGGGUUCAGGAUCCUCUCCAAAUGCGGACGAAGCACAACAAGCUAGCUCAGUCACUUCGUUCGCAACGGGACCAAGGGAUAGGCGGCAUCUCGUUAGACAUUCAUGUUGGCGAGGUUCCUUCUACCUUUGACUCCAGGGCGCGGAUUGGACUGACUGACGGAAAGGGAAGCUAG
Aspergillus niger is the source of this 597-nucleotide messenger RNA. RefSeq lists its product as hypothetical. Lineage: Eukaryota; Fungi; Ascomycota; Eurotiomycetes; Eurotiales; Aspergillaceae. The transcript is spliced from 4 exons. The record is from RefSeq and is a predicted model, not a curated record. Bases 1 to 597 code for a protein of 198 amino acids.